Messenger RNA from Eupeodes corollae, 2285 nucleotides. It is a transcript of the gene Cortactin, whose product is annotated as src substrate cortactin. Gene Ontology annotation, biological process: regulation of actin filament polymerization. Gene Ontology annotation, molecular function: actin filament binding. The record is from RefSeq and is a predicted model, not a curated record. Gene Ontology annotation, cellular component: plasma membrane; cortical actin cytoskeleton; site of polarized growth. The transcript has 6 exons. Bases 252 to 1892 code for a protein of 546 amino acids. Lineage: Eukaryota; Metazoa; Arthropoda; Insecta; Diptera; Syrphidae.
UGUUCAAAGAGAUAUUUUUCUCAUACAAAAAGUGAAUCAUUUGCAUUUCUCCUUAAAACAUCCUAUAGUUUCGUUUAAAUUAUUUUCCAUUAAUUUUUGUAAAUUGCCACUAGAAUAAUCUCGAUUUAAAUAGGAUAAGGAGAAGCCAUCAGUAUAAUCGAAUGCCACUCCCCUAAUCCCUGUCAAAGGCUUAUCAUCAAUUCAUUUUUUUAGUACAAUAAAAAGAUAAAAGAUAAAUUACAACUUUCAUCAUGUGGAAAGCUUCUGCGGGUCAUCAAAUUCAAAACGAACAAAGCAACGACAAUGACGACGACUGGGAGACCGAUCCGGAUUUUGUAAACGAUGUCACCGAACAAGAGCAACGGUGGGGCUCAAAGACCAUUGAAGGCAGUGGUCGAACUGCUGGAUCAAUAAACAUGCAACAGUUACGUGAAGAAACAGAAAAAUCCGAUCAAGAUAGAAAGAAAAAAGAAUUGGAGGAAUUGAAUCCUGGCUACGGCUAUGGUGGUAAAUUUGGGGUACAGACUGAUCGAAUGGACAAAUCAGCUAUGGGGCAUGAUUACGUGGGCAAAGUUGAAAAGCAUGCCUCACAGAAGGACUAUAGCGACGGUUUUGGAGGAAAAUUUGGAGUGCAAUCUGAUCGUGUGGAUAAAUCAGCAGUGAAUUGGGAUUACAAUGAGAAAACUGAAAAGCAUAGUUCCCAAAAAGACUAUGCUACAGGAUUUGGUGGUAAAUUUGGCGUACAAUCAGAUCGUGUGGAUAAGUCGGCUUUGGGGUGGGACCAUGUUGAGAAAGUGGAAAAACAUGAGUCACAAAAAGAUUAUUCUAAGGGCUUCGGAGGAAAAUUUGGUGUUCAAGAAGAUCGUAAAGAUAAAUCAGCUGUUGGUUGGGAUCAUAUAGAAAAACCUCAAAAACAUGAAAGCCAACUAGAUCACAAAGUUGGAUUUGGUGGAAAAUUUGGAGUUCAAAAAGAUCGUAUGGACAAAUCUGCGCUUGGAUUUGAUGAUGACAAAAAUAGCAAAAUAGGAACAUCCUAUACAAAAGUUAAGCCCAAUAUUGAGGGAGCAAAACCAUCGAAUCUUCGAGCUAAAUUCGAAAAUCUCGCCAAAAACUCCGAAGAAGAAACUCGAAAAAGAUCAGACGAGCAGAAAAAGAUACGCGAAGAAAAAGAUAGAAGAGAUCGUGAAGAAGCUUCGAAACAAACAGUUGUUGAGAAUACACCACGACAAGCAUCCGAGGAAGCCCGGCCAAUAGUUCGAUCGACUUCCAUAACGACGGGGCGCACUGGUGGUAUUGGAAGUGCAAUAAACGCAUUCAACAAAAUGCAGUCGCCAACAGAUGAAAAACCAGCUCCACGAAAGGAACCUAUUGUCAUACCGCGAGGCGCACCAGAGCCAGUAACUGUACAGCCAGACCUGAUUCCUGCUGUUGAAGUGCAAAAAGAAGUCGAACGAGUAAAAGAAGUUGAACGAGUAGAAGAAAUUGUUCCUGAUACAAUUCCAGCUAAAGCUCCACUUGCCCAACAGAAUAUCGAAGCUGUUCAAGAAGAAAUAAAACUGUCAACCGAGAAGGUCGAGAAAGCUCAGCCAAUAAACGAACCCAUCUAUCAAAAUAAAGAAGAAGCACAAUUGAGGGAGUCACUUCAAGCCCAGAACGUUGAGUCAAUAUAUGCCAAUACCGAAAACCUUGACUACAUCGAAGAUACAGGAAUUAAGGCAACUGCUCUCUAUGACUACCAAGCAGCUGACGAUGAUGAGAUAUCCUUUGAUCCCGACGAUAUUAUUACACAUAUUGAGAUGAUUGACGAAGGAUGGUGGCGUGGUAUGUGCAAGAACCGACACGGCUUGUUUCCUGCUAACUAUGUGCAAUUAAUUGAACAACAAGAGACAUAGACUAGUUGUUAAAUUAUACAUUUACAUAUACUUCCAUCAAACAGAGAUAACAAUUAUUAACUUCUAGACAAAAACAAAUUAAAGACUUCGUUAAAAUUUAUAUAAGAUAACAGUAUUUUGUGCUCUGGAAACGUUAAGACAAAGAGAGCUUUAAAAGUGAUAACAUUUUAUUUAAACUUUUUUUUUACAUUUUUGUUUAUGUAACUUUUUUUUUACUUUGUGUCCUUUUAUAUAAAACAAAAACAUUCUAGUUUAUACAAUUUUUAUUCUACGUAAAUGCAUGUAAGUUGACAUUUUUUUAUUUCUUAAAAAUUUCCAAUGUUUCAAAAAUAUUAGUUGUAUUUCUUUGUAAUAAAUUUAAAUAUACGGUGUUAUUAACUACUUACAAAAGUA